Lobosporangium transversale is the source of this 2070-nucleotide messenger RNA. RefSeq lists its product as hypothetical. Bases 1 to 2070 code for a protein of 689 amino acids. The record is from RefSeq and is a predicted model, not a curated record. Lineage: Eukaryota; Fungi; Mortierellomycota; Mortierellomycetes; Mortierellales; Mortierellaceae. The transcript has 3 exons.
AUGGUUGUUCCUUCCUCGUCAUCUUCAUUGUCGCAGCAGCGCAAUUUCAGCCAGCAGCUCCAUUCCGCCUUGUCCCCAAAUCACCUUAACCCUCACUCAUCCAAUUCUGCCUACUCUUCCUAUGCCUCCUCAAUAUCCUCUGUGCCUGGGUCUCGUCCAGCCUCUCCAGCAUCCAUGAAUGCAGGAAUCACAAUUAAUGUGCCAUCGCCUCCCCCAUCUCCUACAGCAUACCAGUUGAAGACGUUCGUUUCCUCUGCACCUUCAACACCACCCGUUAGUACUGUGAUCAACGUUGGUACACCAAACAACCUUACGCCAUCAUCUUCAUCUUCAUCUUACUUUCCCAAUGUUAAUACUGCUCCACCCCAAAGCACGAGCGUAUCAUUACUCUCACUCCUUACACAGCCUGUGACCAGAAUGGUUUUGGUUCUAACCUUCAUCAUAUCAGCGGUGGCACUCGGAGGGAAAUUCCCAGAGCAUUGCACUGCACCUACACAUGUAAUUCACUCUCGCGAGUAUCUCUCACUCCUAGCCUCUCCGUUUGUGGUGCCAUUGGCCCCUUCUAUUCUGAUUGGGGCUCAACUUAAUCUAGUAUCGUCACUUGUCCUUGCGGUAUCCAAUAUCCUUUCGCUGGCGAUCUUUGAGGACCAUCUGACAUCGAUUUUCAACGGAGAUGGCUCGAGAAUUUUUCGUAAUCUCUUUGUGAUCAUUAUGGUUUUGACUAUGGCCUUUCGACAGCUCUCAGGCUUCAUCUUUUCACGGUCGACAGGAUGGGCUAUUCCAGUAUUGUUUUUCAGUGACAGCAUGUAUGAAUGCAAUCUUGGACUCGCACCAUAUCUCUUUGCUCUGCUUAUUAUUCAGGCGUUGUUUCCCAUCUCAAAUGAAAAGCCAACGUCGCUUUGGAACUUGCGUCGCUCGCACAUUCAAUUAUUUUUAUGCUUGAUCAAUGUUGUGCCCAAGACUAUUGUAUGGUGGGCUGGAACAGGCAUGGUUGUUGGAUUUUUCAGUGCCAUGAUCAUUUGGUUUCAGCGCCAGAGAGGUCGAUGGGGAGGCAAAGUGAAAGCUUCAGCAGCGGAAAAGCAAUUUUGGGAGGCAGAAGUUUUUGAGAACAUUUUAGAAGAUGACGAAGCAUUUUCAGAUUCUACUUUGGCAGGAGAGAGUGCCGCCCCAUUCAGAGAGAAGAAGGCUGGGGUCUCUUGCUGGAUCGCUCUGGCACAUGUGAUUCCAACUUUUCUCAUUGGACUCUUAAUCCUUAUCAGCAGCAAUCAGAUUCACACCUUCCAGCCUGAUGUACCCAAUGCUAUCCUCAACAGCAGCAUCGAGCCACAGACGCCUUAUCUUUUGACACUCAUUCUGAUGACUGCGCCCAGGAAACAGGGAGCUGCAUAUAUCAAAGAAACUCUCACCUCUUACCUCAACAAUUUCCCAGAUGAGGAAGUAGAUCCUUUGUAUUCUAGAAUUCAGAUUGUGGUUUAUACUCAUUUCUCAGACUUCCCAGCCUAUGAUGAGGCCAACGCAUACUUUGAUAAAAUCCCCAAGGCGCGUAAGCAUGUCAAGUGGAUGCGGGAGGCGGGUUUCGAAAAGAAUCAUCGAUUGCAUCUCUUGAGUGCAAUUCGCAAGAUCGGAACUAUGGAGGAAUCUGUCUAUUUAGGUAUUAUGGAGGACGAUUUCCCUUUUUGUGAGGGUGGAUGGCAAGAGAUGCUAAAUACGAUUUAUGCUGCUAAUCGACAAGUCCAGGACCACUGUGGCGUGUUUGUUGGCACUGGAGGUAGUGGGUUAAUCUUUAAACGAUCAGUGGCCUUGACAGCAUCGUUCAUCCUCGAGAAUGAUAUGCAGGUCUUUGCCAAUGGAAUGUUACCUCCUCCACCAGAUAUCACGCUUCAGAACUGUAUGCUGGGUGAACAUGACUUUUGCUCGAGCUGUGCUGGAACCAUUGUGACAAGCAAGACGCUACUUCAAAGACAUCUUGGCUAUAACUCUUCAUCCAGCAGGGAUGGCUAUGACGAGGAUGAAUUCCAGUGUGGAUGGAGACAGCCCUUUAAUGGUCUGCCCGAUGUACAUUCUCUCUAA